AGCCUUCCUCUUUCGCAGGAGCCGAAAUAGCUCUGCUUCGCUUAUUACAACACCGACCUGAAUAAAAACCCGCGUUUCCCAAUCGUCCUUACCCCUUUUUAUUAAUUCCAUUCAAUUUUAAUCCCGAAAUUCAAUUCUUUUCAUUUAUUUUCUGAAGUGAUGGAGAAUUUGAUUACUGAAGUUCAAGUUGGAUUGGCUGGCGGCUCUUCGGAUCCUGGAGUGGGAUGCUCUUCUGGUUUUCAAAGAAGGAUCGAGUUUCACCCGGCCAGAAAAGUCUACACUGGGCUUAGUAAUGGUGAUGAGAAUGGGGAUUUUAAAUUGGAAACGCUGAAUCCUAGUGGGUUGGAGCAGAAAAAAGCUGGGAUGGGUCAAGGACAGGGUACGAGUGGUGGGUCGGGGAAGCAAGUUGAUAGGUCGGAGUCUUUCGAUUGUGUGUUGGAUCCUGAGCUGAGUUUUGGGAUGACUUUUCGGAGAAUUGGUGCUGGUCUUGAAAAUCUUGGGAAUACUUGUUUUCUCAAUUCGGUUUUGCAGUGUCUGACUUAUACAGAGCCUUUAGCAGCAUACUUGCAGAGUGGCAAGCAUCAAAAUUCUUGUCGCAUUUCUGGGUUUUGUGCCUUGUGUGCCAUUCAGAAACAUGUUAGCCGUGCACUACAAGCCCCUGGGAGAAUACUAGCACCAAAGGAUCUUGUUGUAAACUUGCGAUGCAUAUCUCGAAACUUUAGAAAUUCAAGACAGGAGGAUGCACAUGAGUACAUGGUUAACUUGCUGGAAUCAAUGCAUAAGUGUUGCUUACCUUCAGGAGUGCCAAGUGAAUCCCCUAGUGCUUAUGAGAAGAGUUUGGUACACAAGAUCUUUGGUGGUCGUUUACGUAGUCAGGUCAAAUGCAUGCAAUGUUCUUACUGCUCCAACAAAUUUGAUCCGUUCCUAGAUUUAAGCCUUGAAAUACAUAAGGCGGAUUCUGUACAUAAAGCCCUUACAAACUUCACUGCUGCGGAACUGUUAGAUGGAGGGGAGAGGCAGUACCAGUGCCAACGAUGCAAGCAGAAAGUUAGGGCUCUCAAGCAGCUCACAGUGCACAAAGCACCUUACGUGCUUACCGUCCAUCUAAAACGUUUCCGUUCACAUGAUCCAGGACAAAAGAUUGAUAAGAAAGUUCAGUUUGGUCCUACAUUAGACAUGAAAUCUUUUGUCAGUGGUUCCUAUGAAGGAGAUUUGAAGUACACUCUUUAUGGAGUUCUGGUACAUCAUGGUUGGAGUACACAUUCUGGACACUAUUAUUGCUUUGUUCGUACAUCAAGUGGCAUGUGGUACUCCCUUGAUGACAAUCGGGUUGUCCAAGUUAAUGAGAGGUCUGUUUUAGAGCAGAAGGCUUACAUGCUGUUUUAUGUUCGUGAUAGAAGAAAUGCUGCUCCAAAAAAGCCCAUUGAUGUUCAGAAAGAUAACUUGAAAGCCAAUGUCAGGGGAAGUAAACCAUCUCCAAUUUUGAGCCAACAGUCAAAUGAACACCUUCAAAGCUCUCGACUUGAGAAUGGAGUAUGUGGUGCAGACUCUUCUGUUGUACAAAAGAAUGCUGCAAAUGGUGGUCUUUCAAGGGAGGCUCAUAUGAAGGAAACAUCCACUCAGCCAGGGAGGAUACUUGUACAGAUAUCAGUCCCUAGGAAAGACCCCUCACUGGAACCUUCUUCUAGUGCACCAUUUCUGAAAGAUCGGCCAGAAGGGUUGUCUGUUCCAAAUCCAGGUCAAGGAAAAAGCUUGCAGCCAUCAGCUUCAUCUUUGGGUCACAAUGGAGGCAUUCCCAAUAUUGAAAAUAACACUACUACUGAUACCAGCAAAAAUAACUCCAAAGAUAAAGAAUCUUCUAAGAAUAAUUUGGAGGUCUCAGUGACUGUAGUACCAACCUGCACUGAGCACCAAAACUCUGCCUCUAAUAAGAUUCUCACUACUGAGACCUCACAAAAGAUUAAUUUUGUUUCAAAUGCUAGAGCACCAAUUAAUACUCCUUCCCAAGAUUCCAGUGGUAAAUCACAGGAGCACAACUCAAAUAUGGCUCAAUCUGGGGGCUUCAGAGACAAAAUUUUACCGAAAUUGGAUACUAUAAAUUCAGCUAAGGAGCCAAGCUGUGAUAACACUCAGUUUGGAAAUAAGCUUGAUGAUAGUGUUGCUGGUAGUUCUGUGGAGGAAAAGGAUGGUGAUAAUAAUCAAACAACCUUGUCCAUGAUGGCAGAUGAACCUUUAUGCGCAAAAGCUCUUGAUAGUGUACCCCAAAGGAAACUGAAGAAGAAGCUUCUUAGGUGUAGGAUUAAUUCCAUGCCCAUUGGCUUAAAAUUUUUCAGGGCAACCUUAGGUUUACGCAAGAAAAAGAAGCACAAAAGGAGCAAACGCCGCACUGUAGAUCUCCAGAAUCUUAGCAAAGAGUCAUCAGACCUUGGGCCAUCAACAUCCGAGAAAUGUGGUGCCAGUUCCAGAAGUUCACAAAAGAAAGUACUUAAUGGAACUGUUAAAAAGAAUGGUAAAAUGGGUAAUGCUGAUUCUUUGGUGAAUGGUAUAGAUGGAGAAUUAACAGAGAGAAUUUGUCAGAAUGGUGCUGUGCUUGCAGCAGAUGAGCAGUUACAGAAGCCUUCUAACUCCAUGUUGGAAGUAAACCGACAGGAUGCAACAGAGCAUGAUAGUUCAAAAGAUAGGGAAAAAAAUGUACUGCAGGAAAGGAGUUCACUUACCCAAGGUCUAGAGGAGACCACAAUUGCACGUUGGGAUGGGAUUGAAUUGCAUCCUCCUACUGCAGAAUCCGCUGACAGUAAGAAUUUAAGCAUUGGUUAUGUUCUGGACGAUUGGGAUGAGGAAUAUGACUGUGGUAAAAGAAAGAAGCUAAGGAACCAAAAACACAGCUUCAGUGGACCAAAUCCAUUCCAAGAUAUUGCAACCAAGAGAACACAAUUGAAGAAGGCGAAGCUGAAUCACAUGAAUUCUGGAAACCGACCUUUCAGGAUAUGAAGAAACCAAUAUAUCUCCAUAGAGUGAUUAAUUUUGACCUGUGAGACUGUUAUAUGAUAUGAACUAAAUUUUUUCUGUGUUUUAGCAAAAAACCUGUAACCCAGAAACAUUCAAAACCAUACACCACCAUAUUAAGAAAGUUUUGACCUUCGUCUUUUCUGGGAUUUGUCUGUAUGAGGGAUUAGCUUCUUCUUUUUUAACCUAAUUCUUGUUUGUUGGUAAUGUAAGAACCAAAAGAGAGUAUAAGUUUCUGCAAAAUGUGAAAUCUGAAGAGCUAGGAGCCUUUUUUCUACCA
Molecule: messenger RNA, 3286 nt
Organism: Mangifera indica (mango)
Lineage: Eukaryota; Viridiplantae; Streptophyta; Magnoliopsida; Sapindales; Anacardiaceae
Product: ubiquitin carboxyl-terminal hydrolase 23-like
Exons: 11
Coding region: 160-2991 (943 amino acids)
Biological process (GO): protein deubiquitination
Cellular component (GO): nucleus; cytosol
Molecular function (GO): cysteine-type deubiquitinase activity; cysteine-type endopeptidase activity
Source: RefSeq, a predicted model, not a curated record